Molecule: messenger RNA, 521 nt
Organism: Lolium perenne
Lineage: Eukaryota; Viridiplantae; Streptophyta; Magnoliopsida; Poales; Poaceae
Product: histone H4
Cellular component (GO): nucleosome
Molecular function (GO): protein heterodimerization activity; DNA binding; structural constituent of chromatin
Source: RefSeq, a predicted model, not a curated record
CCCAAAUCAUCACCAGCGCUCCACCAUUUCCAGCCGCUCGAAGCUCGAAGAAAAGCCAGAUCGUCAGCCAUGUCGGGGCGCGGCAAGGGGGGCAAGGGGCUGGGCAAGGGCGGCGCCAAGCGGCACCGGAAGGUGCUGCGCGACAACAUCCAGGGCAUCACCAAGCCGGCCAUCCGGCGCCUCGCUCGCCGCGGCGGCGUCAAGCGCAUCUCGGGGCUCAUCUACGAGGAGACCCGCGGCGUGCUCAAGAUCUUCCUCGAGAACGUCAUCCGCGACGCCGUCACCUACACCGAGCACGCGCGCCGCAAGACCGUCACCGCCAUGGACGUCGUCUACGCGCUCAAGCGCCAGGGACGCACCCUCUACGGCUUCGGCGGCUAAGGGGACCCGGAUGUUCUCGCCAGUCUUGCUGCGGCCGAGAAAGCUUAGAUGGAAUGAGAUCCGCCUUGUUUAGUUCGCUGUUUCCUUAGUAGAUUGAGCUGUAACUUGGAAGUCGUGGAACAAAGUUGUUCGUAUCUGAA